Lachancea meyersii CBS 8951 is the source of this 720-nucleotide messenger RNA. NCBI's taxonomy places the organism in Eukaryota, Fungi, Ascomycota, Saccharomycetes, Saccharomycetales, Saccharomycetaceae. The record is from the annotation of a GenBank genome assembly.
AUGUCUGACCUUGUAGAGCCGGACUUUGUCGUCUCGGGUCAACCGUCAAACCCUUUUGCAGAUGCGAACAUGAGUUCCCUCCCGACGUCUGGACGUGGUACCCUCGACGAACCCAUCACUGAGACACUCAAACGAGACCUAUUGCAGAUCAAUUCCAGGCUAAAGGAGGUGGUAUACCCUCAGUUCCCACUCCGAUGGAGAAGUGCAGGGGAACGUAAUAACGAUCCGGAAUGGACGCUCCCAGAUGAUAACGGCAUCUCUGCGGUCCAGAAAGACCACUGUGCCGACCUUUGGGCUCCGCUUCUAUUCACAAUUGCAUUUAGCGUGGCCCUUUCGCGUGCUUCCGACCAGUUUUCCCGUAUUUUCGUUCUCUCCUGGGCCUCGCUCGCAAUCUUGGCUGUCCACUUAACACUCGGUAGCUCCAAAGACAGUGGCAAACUCGCGUUUUUAACAGCAGUCUCUACUUGUGGCUACUGUUUCUUUCCGCAAGUUAUCAAUGCUAUUAUGAGCUCAUUGCUACUCCCUCUGAUCAUGUCAUUUAUUGGCAACGAGCCGUUGAAAUUCCGAGUUUUGAUUAUUGCACGACUCGCGAUUUUUUUUGGAUGUGCCUUUUGGUCCUGCCAGUCUUGUUUCAAGGCUUCCAAAGCCGAGUCCUUCUUAGAUCGGUUUCCACUAGUGCAAAUAAUGCUGGUUUUGAACUGGACUUGCGUGGUUGCCUGA